Messenger RNA from Anopheles nili, 3588 nucleotides. RefSeq names its product WD repeat-containing protein 35 (gene Oseg4). Gene Ontology annotation, molecular function: protein binding. Gene Ontology annotation, biological process: protein localization to cilium; intraciliary retrograde transport; non-motile cilium assembly. Lineage: Eukaryota; Metazoa; Arthropoda; Insecta; Diptera; Culicidae. The coding region runs from base 1 to 3588 and encodes 1195 amino acids. Gene Ontology annotation, cellular component: intraciliary transport particle A; non-motile cilium. The record is from RefSeq and is a predicted model, not a curated record. The transcript has 6 exons.
AUGUUUAUUUAUCUCAGCAAGAAGAUUGCCAUCCCAAACAACACGCGGUUGAACUGCAUCGCUUGGAAUAAGGAGCAAGGCUACGUGGCUGUCGGUGGCGAGGAUGGGCUGCUGAAGGUGUUGAAGCUCGAACAGGCCAGCAGUUCGGCCGUGUCGGCACAACCAGGCAAAGCCCUGCAGGCGAGCAACUUGUCCAUGAACCAGACCCUCGAGGGACACAAAUCCGCCAUCCAGGUGGUUACAUGGAACGAAUCCCAGCAGAAGCUGACAUCCUCCGACAAGGAUGGCAUGAUCAUGGUUUGGAUGCUGUACAAGGGCUCAUGGUACGAGGAGAUGACGAACGAUCGCAAAAAAUCCACCGUGAAGGGUAUGGCUUGGACAAGUGAUGGCCAGAAGAUUUGCAUCGUGUACGAAGACGGUACGGUGAUCGUCGGUUCGGUUGAUGGGAACCGCAUCUGGGGCAAGGAUCUUAAGAACGUCGCGCUUACGGGCGUUCAGUGGAGCCCAGACGGGCGGCUACUACUCUUCAGCAUCAAGAACGGCGAAGUACACCUGUACGACAACCAGGGUGUGUUCGUGAUGAAGCUGCAGAUCCAGUGCGUCUAUUUAACGCCAGCUAAAAGCAUGACGGUGGUUGGAUUGUGCUGGUUUCAUCGAGGUAACUCCCCGAGCAGGCCUGUGCUGGCGAUUUGCUACGAAAACGGCCGCAUGCAGCUGAUGCGCAACGAGAACGAUGACACACCCGUCAUAGUGGACACGGGACUGCAGGCGAUCUCGUGCAUGUGGAACCACGACGGCACGAUCUUGGCCGUGUGUGGCAUUAAGUCGAAUCUCAGCAGCGACAAGGACAGCAGCCAGGUGCUUUUUUACUCCCCGUACGGUGUGCACAUCCGCACGUUGAAAAUCCCGGGCAAAGAGAUAACGUCUCUGUCUUGGGAAGGAAAAUCCCUUCGGAUUGCACUGUCGGUGGAUUCGUUCAUUUACUUUGCCAACAUCCGGCCGGAUUAUAACUGGUGCUACUUUAAUCGCACUGUUUGCUACCAAGAAUCGACCGUUGGUGGUGGAGAUGGCAACGUCGACACGGUAACGUUCUGGGAUACGAACGCUAAUCAGUGCUAUACGAAACAAAUCGACUCGAUGAUGUCGAUGGCUGCGUCGGUAGACCACUGCGUGCUCGCAGUCGAAACGCGCAUGACCGGGAAGGAGUUUAGUGUUGUCAGCGAGGGCAAAAGCAAGGAUCUAAUGUACCAGCUGCUUGUUUGCAAUUCCAUCAGCACCACGGUGGAUUCAAAGUACACUGACAUACGACCAGAGUUUAUCACCAUGAACUCAACGCACGUGAUCCUAGCGUCAAAGGACCAUUUUAUGCUCUGGCAUUAUCACACACCGAAGGGUGCUUCAACGCUGCAUGCGAAUCUAAAGAUUAAAGGCGAUCGCAAGUACCACAUCGACGAUACGCCUGCACUGGAGGUGCUGAACGAUCUCGACUCGAAGGUGGCCAACGAGAUCCCACCAAAGGUCGACCCGAGUCUGGAUCCGAUCUGCUGCGUGGCUUCCUCGGAGAACCUGUUACUGGUGGGUCGUGAGAGUGGUCUCAUUCACGAGUACACGCUGCCACAUUUGGUGUUGCGUAAUCGACACUACUUGCAGACGCGCAGCUACAAACUAGCGAUCAACUGCAACUCGACCCGUGCCGCCAUGAUCGACUGCAAUGGUGUCCUGACGACGUUAACGCUGCGUGACGAUACGAGCGAGGUAGAUCCGGCCUCGACGAUGCCUCACAUCGAGCGUAAGGAUGUGUGGGCGAUCUGUUGGGCUCGUGAUAAUCCGCAGCUGCUGGCGAUUAUGGAGAAAACGCGCAUGUACAUCUUCCGAGGGGCUGAUCCUGAGGAACCGAUCACCUGCUCGGGGUACAUCUGCAACUUCGAGGAGCUCGAAAUCACCGGCGUUCUGCUGGACGAUAUCGUGAAAGGUGGCGCAAUGCCAAACACCAAGGAACACCUGCUACAGCUGCGAGUGAAGUCGCUGCGUGACACGGAGGAUCUACUGGCGCAUGUUGGAAUCACCGAAGCGAAACAGUUCAUCGAAGAUAAUCCCCAUCCAAGGUUGUGGCGUUUGCUGGCGGAAGCGUCGCUUAAGAAGCUCGACCUUGACACGGCUGAGUCGGCGUUCGUGCGAUGUAGCAACUACCCGGGCAUUCAGCUGAUUAAGCGGCUUAAGACGAUCCAGCUGGAGGCGCUACAGCGGGCGGAGAUUUGCGCAUUCUUCGGCGAGUUCGAUGAGGCUGAAAAGCUGUACCUGGACGUAGACCGAAGGGAUUGCGCUAUUCGACUCCGGCAGACGCUGUGCGAUUGGUUUCGCACGGUGCAGCUGUACCGGCUGGGUCCGGGGAUCUCUGAUCAGCAGAUGGAGAACGCGUGGCGCGAGAUCGGACACCACUACAUGAGCAUGCGGGCCUGGGAUAGCGCCAAGGAGUACUACGAGAAGGCGCACUACACCGAGGGUCUGAUGGAUGCUUUGUACGCGCUCGAGCAGUACGAUGAGCUGGUCGGUUGCAUGCAUCGGCUACCGGAGAAGAGUCCUCACUUGGCGAAGUUGGGCCAACAGUUAGCUACGGUUGGGAUGUACGAGCAAUCGGUCGCGGCAUACCUUAAGCUCGGUGAUGUCAAAUCGGCCGUAUCGGCUUGCAUCGGUCUUCGCCAGUGGGGGCUAGCGGUUGAGCUGGCACAGAAGUACAAGAUGCCGCAAAUCAACACGCUGCUCAGCAAGCAUGCGGCUCAACUGCUGGAGGAGGGCAAACUACCGGAAGCGAUCGAGAUGCAGCGUAAAGGUGGCCGCUAUCUAGAUGCGGCACGACUACUCAUGAAAAUGGCUGAGGCGGAGGUCGAGAAGCGAUCUGACUUCGUACGAAUCAAGCAACUGUACGUGUUGUCUGGGAUGCUGGCAGAGGAGCAUAUCGAGAAGCAGAUAAGCAUGCAGGCGGCCGGCAGUCGAGCGGUUAUCCUGUCCCAGCUCAGUCCCGAGGAUUCGAUGUUGAUCGAUCAGAUAUGGCAUCGGGCGGAAGCGUACCACUAUAUGUUGCUAGCUCAGCGCCAACUCCGAUCUGGACUCCCACAUACUGCCGUUGUGACAGCGCUUCGACUACGCGACUACGACGACGUGCUGGAGGUUGAGUCGGUGUACGGGUUACUAGCACUCGCCAGUUGCGCCGAUCGAUCCUUCGGGACGUGCUCGAAGGCCUUCAUCAAGCUGGAGUCUUUGGAGCAAAUUUCCGAUGAUCGAAGGCUGCGUUAUGAGGAACUGGCCGUGGACAUCUUUUCCCGCCACGAGCCGCAGGAUGGCAAGAUGAAGCACAUGACCUGUUCGACGUGCGAGACACCGGUCGCUGACUACUGCACGAUGUGUCCCAACUGUAGCGGGCGUUUUCCACCGUGUGUAGCGUCCGGUCAGCCGUUGACUAACCCGACCGCUGCCUGGCAGUGCACCGGGUGCUACCAUCUAGCGAACCCGCUUGAGAUUCACGGCCGCAAGACAUGCCCGUUGUGUCAUCGGCAAAUAGCACCAGCCAAGGGUGCGAUCGGGCUUUAG